CUUUACUCUCGGUCAUCCUCCCCCUCCUCCACUUGACUAGCUCUCGCUUCUGCUCCCUUUUCCUCCCCCAGUUUGUUGUUUUUUCCGACAAAUCUUUGGAAUCUGGAUCGCAUCAUGGCUCCGUCUCGGUCAUCAGCCUCAUGGCUCCCCUCUGUGCUGGCCGUAUGUGCCAUCCUGUGCCUGUCGGUGCCCGCCAAUGCCCUCUACUUCUUCAUGGACGGGCGCCAGACCAAGUGCUUCUUUGAGGAGCUUCCCAAGGACACCCUCGUUGUCGGUACCUACUCCACCGCCGUCAUCAACGAGCAAUCGAACACGUAUAUCGUCGAUCCCAACCUGAAGAUGCUUAUCACCGUCGACGAGAUCUUUGACAACGACCACCGCGUCGUCUCCAAGCGCGACAGCCACGCGGGCCGCUGGACCUUCUCCGCCGCCGACGCCGGCCUACACAAGAUCUGCCUCACCCCCGAGACCAACGCCGCGACGGGCGGAUGGCUGUCGGGCGCCCCCGCCGGCGCGGUGCAGGUCACGCUCGACAUGGCCAUUGGUGAAACCAGCAAGAUUGAGUCGGAGGACAAGGACAAGAUGCAGGACAUUGUGCAGAAGGUCAAGGAUCUGAACGGUCGGUUGCAGGAUAUCCGAAGAGAGCAGGUGUUCCAGCGGGAACGUGAGGCCGAAUUCCGUGACCAGUCUGAGGCUACCAAUUCCCGUGUUGUCCGGUGGACUUUGAUCCAGCUGUUCGUUCUUUCGGCCGCUUGCGCCUGGCAACUCUCGCAUCUCCGCUCCUUCUUCAUCAAGCAGAAGCUUACAUAAAUGUUCUCCUGUUGAUGUCGUGGUUAUCGAGCGAUGCCCUUUCUUAUAUGUAUUUCUUUAUUUCGUGGAGGGGAAUGGAAGGAUGAUUGAAAGUAUUGAGAGGGAAAGCACCAGGUCAGGCCCGGUAGCUUCACAUGACUGGUGUUUUCUUUUCAGCGAUUUAAUAACCUUUCGGAAUGCCCUCCCUAUUCGUCACCGUGUUGGGUCUUGCAGGGAUAUAUGAAAUGAUCUAGAUGUAUUUCUCUCUACGCUCAAGGUUGUUCCUGCUCCGUA
Messenger RNA from Aspergillus saccharolyticus JOP 1030-1, 1083 nucleotides. RefSeq names its product emp24/gp25L/p24 family protein. Lineage: Eukaryota; Fungi; Ascomycota; Eurotiomycetes; Eurotiales; Aspergillaceae. The coding region runs from base 115 to 810 and encodes 231 amino acids. The record is from RefSeq and is a predicted model, not a curated record. The transcript is spliced from 3 exons. Gene Ontology annotation, biological process: endoplasmic reticulum to Golgi vesicle-mediated transport; intracellular protein transport; Golgi organization. Gene Ontology annotation, cellular component: Golgi apparatus; endoplasmic reticulum; endoplasmic reticulum-Golgi intermediate compartment.